Eurypyga helias (sunbittern) is the source of this 231-nucleotide messenger RNA. Its product is annotated as selenoprotein T. Gene Ontology annotation, molecular function: thioredoxin-disulfide reductase (NADPH) activity. The transcript has 2 exons. Lineage: Eukaryota; Metazoa; Chordata; Aves; Eurypygiformes; Eurypygidae. The annotation marks the transcript as partial. Gene Ontology annotation, cellular component: endoplasmic reticulum membrane. Gene Ontology annotation, biological process: cell redox homeostasis. The record is from RefSeq and is a predicted model, not a curated record.
UGAGGCUACAGGCGGGUGUUUGAGGAGUACAUGCGGGUUAUUAGCCAGCGGUACCCAGACAUCCGGAUUGAAGGGGAGAACUACCUUCCUCAACCUAUAUAUAGGCACAUAGCAUCCUUCCUCUCUGUCUUCAAACUAGUGUUAAUAGGCUUAAUAAUCGUCGGCAAGGAUCCUUUUGCUUUCUUUGGCAUGCAGGCGCCGAGCAUCUGGCAGUGGGGCCAAGAAAACAAG